Molecule: messenger RNA, 3768 nt
Organism: Drosophila eugracilis
Lineage: Eukaryota; Metazoa; Arthropoda; Insecta; Diptera; Drosophilidae
Exons: 5
Coding region: 1335-2429 (364 amino acids)
Molecular function (GO): acyltransferase activity, transferring groups other than amino-acyl groups
Source: RefSeq, a predicted model, not a curated record
UCAGUCAGUCAGUUCAGUUCGGUUUUCGCAGUAGACAUCAAGGCAGAGAACCAACAGCCCUAGGAAAAUCCAUCCAAGGCGAAGGCAACACCAGCGAAUUGGAGCAGUAGCAACAGCAACAUCAACGCAGCAUAAAGCAGUCCAGGCACAGUUGAUGCAAAAAGUUCCCAAACCAUUAGCCGCAAUCGAAUUAUUCGAACUUAAAUUUGAUUACACAGUGCGUGUACCACUGCGGGUGCGUUUGUGCCAGUGUGUGUGUGUGUGUGCGUGAGUGUCCUUGGCUGUGUGUGGCUAACAAAAAACAACAAUAAAAGAAAAUAGAAAGCUGAACUGAAGUAAAUCAAAACUCAGGGCGCCGCCAGGAUUUAGCAACCCACACAGGACGAAAGGAAGCUGAAAUCAGGCCAGCCCACAGAGGAAAAUCAAUUUUCUGUUAAAAUACACAAAUUGCAACGAUAGACGCGUCUCGAAAAGCGAAUAUUCACCGAGAAUAAUAAUCGGGCUGCAAAACUUCAAAUCCGCCGACGCCGCAGUCGCCCGCUACCUUUUUCCCCGCCGCCCACAAUUAAACGCCAUGCACACACACUCACGCGCGUAACACACACACACACAUACAUAUACAGAAAAUCGCCUGGACGUUAACGGUAAAAAGAAGAAGAAGACGCCGCCUGGUUAGGCCAUCAGUGGUGGAGGUGCAACGGGGGCUAAAAAGCCAACGAGAAGAGGAGCAAAGAAGGGGAAGGGGAACACAGACAAGAACUAACUGCAAAUCGAGGCGGAGACAGCCCACAACAGUCGCGUCCAUCGAGUUAGGCCUGCAAAAGAAUUAAUCGACAGCAAAAUCAAUCACAGCCUGCCGACAUCUCCAUUCAAACAAGGCCUAACCAAAAAGAAGCAGAAUGAAAUAAGAACUUCCAGAAUUUCCAAUAAAAAAAACACUAUCAACUAAAAGAGCCUAAAAUAAUAACUAAAUUUUUCUAAUAAAGACAUCUGUGAUUUGCAAAUAAAAAACAAAAAAGAUAAAUUUAUAAACAACAAUUAUUUUCAUAUUGCACUUUUUCAAAACCAACAAAUAACUGACAAAACAAAAUAAUUAAUUUUAUAAAUUUCCAAACAUAAAUCACAAAUAAUUGGGUGAGCGUAUAAAAUAAAUAUAAAUAUAUAUCGCACACGCAAAGCUGACACGCCUUGAGGAUAAAGUCGAAAACCGCAAAAGCUAAGCAAAAGCAGCAGCACCACCACCACCACAACCACCAAAAGCUGAAGCAGAAGCCGAACCACCAGCCAAGGCAGCCCCAAAUUCACACAAGGUCAACGGAAUUAAUAUUUUUUAAAUGGAAAUCAUUCCUGAAGGUAAACACUUUCGUUUGGUGCAUGAAUCAGAGCUUCCAGAAAUUUUGGUAACUUUAGAACGCUAUCUGCCGGAAUCAUUAAAGUUUCAUCAAACCAUAAAAACGUACCUGAAUGAUCGUAUUUGGGAUUUUAAGUUUUAUGUUGCUAAAGAUUGGCCCGACAAACCGAUAAUUCUCCAUUUUCCAGGAUGCACGCUUGCGCCGCACAACAAUAUUUACCAAACACUUGGCAUAUUUUGCCCAUCCGCACACAUCGAGCAUGUCGAUAUGAUGCGCACCGAAGAUGUACUUAUAGAUUGGCAGAAGCCUAUGUACCUGAACUUUACGCACAUCGCCAUUAUGAAUCGCCUGGAUGACUUCUACUCGAAGUUCGGUGUGAUGGAACGACUAAGUGGUGAUAUCUACGUGUGCAACAAGCUAAACACCGAUCUGGAGCUAGAUCCGCUGCCGGAAGAUGCGGAGAUGCGUCUGCUGAACAUGGACAACGUGCAGGGAAUCCAUGAUCUAUAUCCUGCCAACGAAAUCGAGUGCGUCCAAUUGUUUGACAUCCUUGUCCGCAAGCUCCCUGGCUUGGGCAUCUUUCGCAAGGAAACUGGAGAGCUAGCCGCCUGGAUGGUUCACUCAUAUUACGGUGCCAUGUUCUCAAUGCAAACACGUCCAGACUUUAGGCGCAUGGGCUAUGGAAUCCGUCUGGCUAAGUCGCUGACCCAACUGGUGAUCGAGCGCGGCUACACGCCCUUCGUUGUGAUACGUCCUGGAAACGAUGCGUCCCGCAGCCUGUAUACGAAACUGGGUUACGAGAAGGCCUUCGAGACGUGCCGGGUGCGGAUGACUCCAGAUUGCUACGAGGACAGCACCGUGGGAACCAUAGGCAACACGUCCUAUGGAAAGUUUCCGCCCUUGCCGCAGGGCGAGUGCGUGGUGGUGACCAAGCUGCGGCGCAAGCAUGUGCCCGGCGAGAGCCAAACGGUGGACGAAGGCAUCGAGGAUAUGUUGGCUGAAAAAUGUGAUAUCAGCGGUGACGAGGCGAGGGAGCGCAAGACCACGACCGACGAGGGCAUCGGGGAGGACAAGUAGGCCAUGUUGGGUUAACAAUACGGGGCACGAGAUCGAUCGGUGCGCUACGCCUACGCUAAACUUAUGCUUAAAGCUGUAAGCACCUCUUAGGACUCUUUAGGACAGACAGGACAUGGCACACAUCAAGUGGCGUUGAUUUUUUAAACAAUUAUAUUAAUGAGAAACUGUACGAGUAUAUUUAUAGAUGGUAUAUGAAGCUUCCUCACACAGAAACACAGCGGCGUCGAUCGGAGAAUGCGAAUUUUCGGCCAGAAUCAAGGGAUUUAUUUUAUAUGGGUAUUGAUUAGGAUUCGAUGACAAGAACUAAACAUUAACCGGGGGGUUUAAUCGAUCAAGAACUCGCGCUGAAGUCAGACAUUUUAAACGGGAACCGAAUACAGAGAGAAUUUUUAAUUUUUUGCUAAAAAUGCUUUUACAAAAAUGAACUCCAAGAACGAACAAGAGACACAAACCGAAUGGCUCAAAGCAAAUGCAAGGAGCGCAUCAAUUUAUUAAAACUAUUAUAUAUAUUAACUCUAUAUAUCAAAUUGUUAAACGAACUAAACAAACAAAACACACACAAACUACUUCUCUCUUCUGGCUCUCCACGCAAAAUCUCUGAACAGGAUAAUAAUAUCGAAUCAACGGUCUUUGCUACCAAAAAAAAACCAAACAAAUCUCUCGCUUGGGCCAUGGAACAGAGCUUUGCACACUUUCCUCUUUUUAAAGAAACCGUUUCAGAAUACUACAUAUAUAUUUUUCAAAUAAUAUUGAUUACUUUCGAUGACCCAAACGAAGUGCUUUGAUUUUAAAUGGUCUUGUACCAACUAAAUUUGGACUUAUAGGCUUUUUUCAAAUUUAUAUAUAUAUAUACCCCAAUCCAAGAAUGAAAAAGAAAAAAAUACGAAGCGAAGCGAAAACCAAACAAAAAUACAGAAUAAAAAUAUAUAUUUUAUUAUUACGAAAUUUUAUUAAACUAUGCAAACGAGUACUCAAUGAUUUUGCUCCUAUUUAGCUGAACUAAAAAGAAAGAAACAAAAUAAAAAACACGCCAAAGAUGUCUUCUGCUUCAUUUUAAGUACAUACUCCCGAACCCGAUUCCCACUCUCCCCAGGGAUGAUUUUGGUCUAACCCUACCUGGUGAAGAUCUGAGUCAUCUAUGGAGGUUUUCUAUUAUAAAAAUGCAAAAAACAGAAUCUCAAUAUAUAUGCAAGAAAAUCAAAUUUAAUGAAAAAGUUAUAUAUUACAACUGCUAUAUUGUAUGUACUCGAACUAAAAACAAAUGAGAAAACAAACAAAAAAAAAAAAAAAAAAAAACUAAAAGAAGCAAAUUUAAAUAAAUAACAAUAUUGAGACAGCA